UGUGACUAACAAUGGAAGUAGCAUAAUACAUGCUGUGCAUCAUACCAGACUCAGUGUCUAGCAAAAUGUUUGUUGUGAGGGCUUUUAACCACCACAAGACUAUGCUAUAUUCAUUUUAUCUACUCAUUAUAUGUAUUUUAUUAUAUGUUUUCAUAUCCUUGGGAGCAUAUCAUGUGGAUGCAAAAGAAAAAAAAUUGCCUACUGGGUCUGGAACAACAAAAGUGAACCAAGAUAUCUACAAAAGGAAAUCACCUCUAGAAAAUGAACCUCCUGAGGCACAGGCGAUGCAGAUUGCUGAUGACCAACAGCCAAUCAAAGCUCAUCAGGGUCGAGUGAAUAUGCACGUUUUUGAAGACUGUUGCGGCGGAUCCCUUGAUCAACUUAAGAAUAACCUGCUCUAUCCCCUAUUUCCCAAUGUGCGCACUACGGUGAGCAGACUUGCUGUGUCCCCUCAAUCGAGCAAUUAUGGUCUAAGAAUCUUUGGCUACCUUCAUCCUUCAGAAACUGAAGAAUUUAUUUUUGCUGUUGCCUCUGAUGAUAACUCUGAGUUCUGGCUCAGUUUAAACGAAAAUCCAGAAAACCUUCAACUUCUCGCCUAUGUUGGUGAGACAGGAAAUGAAUGGACUGCUCCAGGCGAGUAUUGGAAAUUUGCAUCCCAGAUAUCCAAACCUAUCUUGUUAGUGAAAGACAUGAAAUAUUUUUUUGAAGUUGUUUUAAAACAGAAUGACGGAAUUGAUCAUCUGGAAAUUGCGUGGAGUUUAAACCAUGACAAUGGCACUUUUUCUGUGAUAACCUCUGAGUUUUUAUCAUUAUAUGAAGAUGAAUCUUCCCUACAAAUGGGAAAUAUUGAGCACAUACCUCAAACAAAAGCAAGUUACGAUAGACUCCUUGAGCCGAUUCCCUUGUCACCUCAUCCUGUAGGAGAAAAUAUCGGAGAAGACCCACGGGAUCACAUCUAUAAAUACAAAAUGCUAGAUGAAUCCUACCUGAAAGACGUGUUUCCCCAAUGCCAUUACAAACCAAGUUAUAUACUUGCUGAACAGAUUGGACGAUAUCAAGGUGUAAAUUUGAUUCAUUUUUCUUCAGUGUACCCAAACGACUACACAAGGCAAACUCAUGGUCUCGAUGAUGUGAUGUGCUUUUACACGCAAGAUCCAUCAUUUCAGGCAGAUAAAGGACUUGCUGCGUACCUGACUGAGGUUGAAGACCCUGAUGCACAAAAGAUAGAUACAGGUGAAGGUCCUUUUUGGCAGCGUGUCUAUGACGUGAAACCCCUCAAUGCUGCUUCAAAGCAAACUACCGUUGUGGCAAAUUCCUGCAGAACAGCUGGAAACAUUGUGAUGUCCCAAGAUCAUGCCAUGCACAUCGUUAGAGCCUUUUUGAAAGCAUUGCGUUCAAGAGAAGAGACACGUGAUUACUCCCUGUUGCGUGUGGUGAAUGUUGUAAGGCGUGAAGAUAAGGGAGUGGGCAGUCGUUAUCUGGUGGAACUGGAACUUGUGGGCCCACAUGGUCAGAAAGUUCUUGUUUCACGUUACGUUUAUGCACUAACUGAAGAGUCAUCGGAACAAAUGUUUCUCUGCAGUCCAAAAGCAUUCAACUGGAACCCAUCUGCUACUGUUCAUAUAAUUGUGGCAGUGAAAGAUCAAGCCAGAUGGAUCAUACAGUUUAUCAGGGAAAUGGAAAAAGUGUACAGAGCAACUGGGGACAAAAACUUUAAUGUAAUAAUUAUAGACUACAACAGCUCUGACAUGGAUAUUGAGAAAAGACUCAAAAAGGCAAAACUACCAAGUUACAAGUUUAAGAGGAUGGAGGGUAAUUUUCAAAGAUCUGCUGGCCUUCAAGCUGGAAUCGAUCUUGUUGAAGAUGAGCACAGUAUUUUGUUCCUGUGUGACCUGCACCUCUACUAUCCGGUGAAUAUAAUAAACAGUAUACGAAGACACUGUAUCGAGGGAAAGAUGGUUUAUGCUCCAGUGGUGUUGAGGUUGGAUUGUGGUGCUUCACCAAGAGCCCCAAAUGGUCUUUGGGAGAUUGCUGGUUAUGGUUUGAUGGGAAUCUACAAGUCAGACAUGGACCGUAUUGGUGGCAUGAACACCAGAGAAUUCACAGACAAAUGGGGGGGUGAAGACUGGGAGUUAUUAGACAGAGUGUUAGGCAAUGGGUUAGAGGUGGAACGACUCCACCUGAGAAACUUUUUCCAUCAGUUCCACUCCAAACGUGGAAUGUGGGUAAACAAUAAUCCAGGCUAAAUACGAAUGAAUUU
Molecule: messenger RNA, 2260 nt
Organism: Rhinichthys klamathensis goyatoka
Lineage: Eukaryota; Metazoa; Chordata; Actinopteri; Cypriniformes; Leuciscidae
Gene: b4galnt3a
Product: beta-1,4-N-acetyl-galactosaminyl transferase 3a
Exons: 20
Coding region: 30-2246 (738 amino acids)
Cellular component (GO): Golgi cisterna membrane
Molecular function (GO): acetylgalactosaminyltransferase activity
Source: RefSeq, a predicted model, not a curated record